Molecule: messenger RNA, 3780 nt
Organism: Xyrauchen texanus (razorback sucker)
Lineage: Eukaryota; Metazoa; Chordata; Actinopteri; Cypriniformes; Catostomidae
Product: uronyl 2-sulfotransferase-like
Exons: 8
Coding region: 328-1551 (407 amino acids)
Cellular component (GO): membrane
Molecular function (GO): sulfotransferase activity
Source: RefSeq, a predicted model, not a curated record
UGGUGGUGCUAAGCGGGCCGGCACACGUCAGUAUAUGAGUUUGAGUUGAGUCCAUCCUCCGGCUGAACUUUCUCCUCCACAUUCAGUAAUCUGACACCGACACUAACCCCAAAAAGCAGAGGAUGGAUUCCCACCUUCAUUCGCAAAAAUAGCUCAGCAAGAGCAGGCAAGACAAAAAGAGUUCAAACGGAUAGAUAUCUUAGCCUACUGCCUGCGUUCGCUUAGUGUUUUGUAAAGUGGGUUUAGUUUUUUAUAUUUACUAAAAAGUUCUUAUCUAAAGAGGCGGAUGGGUGACUACCAUUCUCGGCGCUUCCAUGUGAGGAGACGAUGAAGAAUUACAGCAGCAGUUCCCGUCUAAAGAAUCACACCGCGAAUCACAGCAGCAGAGAUCCGAACAACAGGAGGGGGUUCUGGGUAUCGUCUAUCGGGCUUCGAUUCUCCUUACGCGAUUAUGCUUUCUGUAUGGCCACACUGUUUCUCUUCUGUCUCGGUUCAAUGUUUUAUCAGCUGAACGGAGGACCCCCUAAAGUUCUGCUGGAGUUCAGACAGUAUCUUGGAGAAUCCACUUUUGUUGAUGACCAUGGACCUCCCGUGCCUAGGGUGUUGCCAUUCCCAAGUCAGGUGAUCUACAACAGGGUGGGCAAGUGUGGAAGUCGGACAGUUGUUCUGCUGCUGAGGAUUCUGGCAGAAAAGCACGAGUUUAACCUGGUGUCCUCUGACGUUCAUAACAAAACUAGACUCACAAAGCAUGAGCAGGUGGAGUUGAUGAGAAACAUCAGCACUAUUCCGCAGCCUUUUCUGUACACCAGACAUGUUCAUUAUCUCAAUUUCACAAGGUUUAGGAUAGAGCAGCCUGUCUACAUAAACAUCAUCAGGGAUCCCAUUAACCGUUUCCUGUCAAAUUACUUUUUCCGCCGUUUUGGGGACUGGAGAGGAGAGCAGAAUCACUUGAUCCGCACACCCCAGAUGAAAGAUGAAGAGCGAUAUCUGGACAUUAAUGUUUGCAUCAUGGAAAACUACCCAGAGUGCUCUAACCCUCGCCUUUUCUACAUUGUUCCAUACUUCUGUGGACAGCACCCUCAAUGCAGGGAGCCAGGUGUGUGGGCUUUGGAGAGGGCCAAACAAAAUGUUUUAGAGAAUUUCCUCCUUGUGGGGAUUCUGGAGGAGUUGGAGGAUGUAUUGCUCCUGCUGGAGAGACUCCUACCUCAGUAUUUCAGUGAUGUCCUGAGCAUAUACAAGAAUCCAGCGUUCUGGAAGAUGGGAAACCUUACAGGCACAGUAAAAAAGCACAUGCCCAGUCUAGAGGCCAUGCAGGUGCUUUACCAAAGAAUGAAAUAUGAGUAUGAGUUUUACAACUUCGUUCGUGACCACUUUCAUCUCACCAAGAAGAAAAUUGGACUCAAGUCCACCUCUCAGAACUCUGCUCAUGAACCUGACUUCCUCCGUGAGCUUGCUCUCAGGACUCAUGACCCUUUGGAAGAGGAGGAGGAUGAAGAGGAUGAAGAGGAGGUGGGGCAAGAGGAUGCAAACAUCUGGUUGGUUCAACCCUGAGUGUCGCAAUGGAUGUAUAGGCAUGCCAGAUAUCUCAUAAGCUUGAUGUUUGUCUGAUCUGGAGACAUUCCCAGGAAAAAUUGGGUGUGUAAUAUUGAUUCCCGUGUUUUUAAUGGGAUGGCCCUUUAAGACACACUGCCCUCUCAGGAGCAUGGGAGGGUCUGAAUAGUUUAUUUAAGGAACUGACAAGUAAUGAUUUUCAGCAUAUUUCAUAUGUUCAGAUAUGAAAGAAAGCUGUUGUGGAGUUGUAGUCGUUUCCUUGUGAGGUGAUACAAGAUCGGGAUUACAGGGAUGAUGCUGAAUUGUAUGCUGAAUGGAAGGAAGAACUUAAUGUGGUACAGUCUAAAAGAAUCUGAAGUGCUAUGGAAACUAUCUGACUAUGGAUGAAGUUAUUUUAUCCAGUGGUCUACUCCAUACCUGGAACCUGGGUAACCUCAGACUGCACACAUCAUACAAAGAGACACACGCGCGCACACAAACACACGCACAUUUACAGACUACACAUUGGAGGUAAAUGAGGAUCACAGCAGCUAAAACAUUAACAACCUCUCUUACUUUUGUGAGUCAAAGUGCCAAACCGUAGAAAGUGCCAGCUGUAGUUACUUCUGCUGUUGCCACCCCACACAAUGCAAGCAAUGUAUGAGCACUAAUCAGAUAUGAUCAUCUCAUUGUUGCUUAGUUCCUCCUCUGGCUCCAGAAGCCUGCUGCAACUCUGUGCCAGAACCUAGUUGGUUUUGAAAGGAUCUUUUCUUUUGGACAUGUAAGCUAUUUUAUAAAGAACCAAACAAAUGUUGAAUGUCUACAGAAUGUUUAAGUUAAUUGCAGUAUACUGUUCAUCAAAUAUGUUUGAGUAUGUUAAAAAAAAAAUUCGCCCUGGUUGUGUGUCAUCUGAUGUUUCAGUCGCUGUAUAAAUCCCCCAGAUCAAAACACUUCCACUAACUUUCUCUAGUUUUUUCUUGAAUUGCCAACUUGUAUUCAUUACUGAUUAGACUCAUAAUGCAUAUAUAUUGAAUUAUACUGAUAAAGUGAAAUAAUUAAUAUAUAACUAAAUAGAUGUUCUAAGCUACAAGAUCUCACAGAAUUAAAUACUUCCCAUUUAAACUUGCCAGUUUAAUAUAUAGAUGUAUGUAUUUGUUUUGUGUUCAGUGUGGAUUUUAUAUUGUUUAAUUUAUUUUACAGUAUUACUUUUGAUGAUUGCAUUCCAUGUACGAGUCUCAGGAAAAAAAAAGAGCAGAUUUUUAUUUUUUUUUGCAUCUAACAUCUGGCAAAAACUUAAUGCAUCGAAUACAUAAAGGUUAUUAAAGCACAGCUAUAAUGUCCACUCAGUUGGAUACCAAAAUUUAACUUUGGUGAAUAAUAUUACAAAUUAACUGCACAUUAACUGGGAAAGCUAUCAAAAUAAAAAUAUUAUAACAGCAGUAGUUGUUUGUGAGACUUCUCUUCAAGGGCAUAGAUUCCAGGGGGGAAUCCCGAUAAUCAAAGCAAGCAAGAAAAAAUCAAUAUAAGAGUUCAACUGUGCUUCAUAAACACGCAGGCCCUCCCAUUGCAUAAAGGGAAGGUAAGAAACAAUAACACUUUUUUAUUUUUUUAUAAUUUUUUAUUAUUUCAGUGUUUGUUUUUAUCCCCCUCCUAAUCAGGGGCACAUUUAGGUGAAUCGAAAAUGUUUGCUUAAAAAUUACAUAAAAUUUAUUUUAAAUCAUAAUUUUUAAUUCAUCCUAUCAGCCAUUGUAGCCAAGAACAUUCAAAAUGUUUAAUGAAAUAAAAAUCUAGUUAAAGAUAAUUAAUACAUGUUUUCCAUUUUUUUUUCCACAAUACAGUGAUAAAAAAGCAAUAUUUACCUAAAAUCAGUUUGUCAUUAUAAUAUAAUACAGUAUUAUUAUUAUUUAAAGGAUUUGUUGUUUACAAUAGUGUUAUCCAAAUCUGUCUUAUUUACUUAAAUUUUACCUUAUAUUCUGAUGCUGCAGUGUAUUAUUUACCACUUGCAAAAGGCUGUAUUUUUGUAAGCAUCGUAGGCAACAUUCGUAACAGUAAACAUAUAAGGCACGGCAGCCCCUCAGCACACUAGAGCAGAAGGGGGGAAACAUUGCUGUUUAUCAAGCGCUUAAACUUUGCUUGGUGUAGAACAAUCAAGAAUGACGUUAAACAUUGUAAUGACUCGGUUACUAACGUAACCUCGGUUCCCUGAGAGGAGGGAACGAGUAUUGCGUAAGUAGCUUACGCUAUGGGAAA